AUGCCCCGCGAGCUCAUUACGCUGCAGGUGGGCCAAUGCGGCAACCAGAUCGGCCGACAGUUCUGGCAACUAGCCCUCGAGGAGCACGCUCAGAACUGCAAGCGGGCCGAGUUCGAUGAGAGCAUGAGCAGCUUCUUCCGCAACGUGGACUGCCGGUUCUCGCCGCCCGUGGAUCUGCCAUUUGACGGCGGCCAGUCGCCUAUUAAGUCGCUUAAGGCCCGUGCCAUCCUCGUGGACAUGGAGCAGGGCCCCGUGGCCGAGACUAUGACCGGGCCUCUGGGUGAGCUUUUUGACCAACAGCAGUUGCUCACGGACGUGUCUGGCUCGGGUAACAAUUGGGCGCACGGCCAUUGUCUGUAUGGCCCCAAGUACAGGGAACAACUAGAGGACAAACUGCAUCGGGCCGUAGAGCUCUGCGACUCUCUUCAGUCGUUCUUUGUCAUGCACUCUAUGGGUGGAGGCACAGGUUCCGGACUUGGCACGUACAUCUUGGGAUUGCUGGAAGACCAGUACCCGGACGUCUACCGGUUCGCGACCGUCGUGUUCCCGUCUGAAGAUGACGACGUCGUCACGUCCCCAUAUAAUAGCAUGCUUGCGCUGAGAGAACUAACAGAACACGCUGAUUGUGUGCUACCUAUCGAGAACGAAGCGCUCAUGGGUCUGUGCGCGAAGAUCGACCGUGGAACGGCAGCGGCUGGGACUUUAUCGGCGAACGAAAAGCAGUUCACACGCGUGAUGGGUGGCUCCCGUCUGACUGAUAGCGUGGAUUUGAGAGAGCUAGAGUAUUUCUACAAAAGCGGUAAAGUGCUGCAGACGACAGCUACACAGCCGAUCAAGAGGAAGAACACGACUGCACGUCCUAGCGCGCAGAAGAAAGCAAGCGCGUUUGGAGAAAUGAAUAAUAUUGUGGCACAUUUGCUGACCAAUCUGACGAGCUCAAUGCGGUUCCAAGGCUCAUUAAAUGUGGAUCUGAACGAGAUCACGACCAACUUAGUGCCGUUCCCUAAGCUCCACUUCCUUCUGUCGAGUAUGAGCCCCGUGUUCGCCACCUCUGAUCCCAGACAGCAGCCUCGUCGACUAAAUCAAAUGUUCACCGAAGCUUUUCAAAAGGACCAUCAAUUAAUCCGGGCAAACCCACGCGCGAGCGUGUACUUGGCGUGCGGUUUGUUGAUGCGAGGAAACGUGGAAGUAUCGGACAUCAACUCGAAUAUCCAGCGUAUGCAGUCCGAGGUGCGUAUGAUCCAUUGGAACCAGGAAGGCUUCAAGGUGGGGAUAUGUUCGGUGCCUCCUGUGGGGCAGAAGUCGUCGUUACUCUGUUUAUCCAACAACUGCUGCAUCCGAGAAACAUUUGAGCGUUUGAAUACGCGUUUCCACAAACUUUACAGCCGCAAGGCGCACAUGCACCACUACACCGAGUUUAUGGACGCUGACAUACUAGACGAAGCGCAAGAGAAUGCUCGAUUUUUGAUCGGGGAAUAUGCCAAUCUGGAACGCGCUUCAGAGGCUACACAACCAGCAAUAACAACAAGCACAAGGCGGUUGCAACCGCUCUUUUAG
Molecule: messenger RNA, 1557 nt
Organism: Phytophthora nicotianae INRA-310
Lineage: Eukaryota; Oomycota; Peronosporomycetes; Peronosporales; Peronosporaceae
Exons: 2
Coding region: 1-1557 (518 amino acids)
Biological process (GO): mitotic cell cycle; microtubule cytoskeleton organization
Cellular component (GO): cytoplasm; microtubule
Molecular function (GO): GTP binding; structural constituent of cytoskeleton
Source: RefSeq, a predicted model, not a curated record